Candidula unifasciata is the source of this 1674-nucleotide messenger RNA. NCBI's taxonomy places the organism in Eukaryota, Metazoa, Mollusca, Gastropoda, Stylommatophora, Geomitridae. The record is from the annotation of a GenBank genome assembly.
AUGCCUGGUAACAGGAGAAAGGUUAGUGAACAACAGAACAGGAGAAAGGUUAGUGAACAACAGAACAGGAGAAAGGUUAGUGAACAACAGAACAGGAGGGAAGAGUGUGAACAACAAAAAGGAGGGAGGAGUGUGAACAACAGAACAGGAGAAAGGUUAGUGAACAACAGAACAGGAGAAAGGUUAGUGAACAACAGAACAGGAGGGAGGUUAGUGAACAACAGAAUAGGAGAAAGGUUAGUGAACAACAGAACAGGAGGGAGGUUAGUGAACAACAGAACAGGAGAGAGGUUAGUGAACAACAGAACAGGAGAAAGGUUAGUGAACAACAGAACCGGAGGGAGGUUAGUGAACAACAAAACAGGAGGAAGGUUAGUGAACAACAAAACAGGAGAAAGGUUAGUGAACAACAGAACAGGAGAAAGGUUAGUAAACAACAGAACAGGAGAAAGGUUAGUGAACAACAGAACAGGAGAAAGGUUAGUGAACAACAGAACAGGAGAAAGGUUAGUGAACAACAGAACAGGAGAAAGGUUAGUGAACAACAGAACAGGAGAAAGGUUAGUGAACAACAGAACAGGAGAAAGGUUAGUGAACAACAGAACAGGAGAAAGGUUAGUGAACAACAGAACAGGAGAAAGGUUAGUGAACAACAGAACAGGAGAAAGGUUAGUGAACAACAGAACAGGAGAAAGGUUAGUGAACAACAGAACAGGAGAAAGGUUAGUGAACAACAGAACAGGAGAAAGGUUAGUGAACAACAGAACAGGAGAAAGGUUAGUGAACAACAGAACAGGAGAAAGGUUAGUGAACAACAGAACAGGAGAAAGGUUAGUGAACAACAGAACAGGAGAAAGGUUAGUGAACAACAGAACAGGAGAAAGGUUAGUGAACAACAGAACAGGAGAAAGGUUAGUGAACAACAGAACAGGAGAAAGGUUAGUGAACAACAGAACAGGAGAAAGGUUAGUGAACAACAGAACAGGAGAAAGGUUAGUGAAGAACAGAACAGGAGAAAGGUUAGUGAACAACAGAACAGGAGAAAGGUUAGUGAACAACAGAACAGGAGAAAGGUUAGUGAACAACAGAACAGAAGAAAGGUUAGUGAACAACAAAACAGGAGAAAGGUUAGUGAACAACAGAACAGGAGAAAGGUUAGUGAACAACAGAACAGGAGAAAGGUUAGUGAACAACAGAACAGGAGAAAGGUUAGUGAACAACAGAACAGGAGAAAGGUUAGUGAACAACAGAACAGGAGGGAGGUUAGUGAACAACAGAACAGGAGGGAGGUUAGUGAACAACAAAACAGGAGGAAGGUUAGUGAACAACAGAACAGGAGGGAGGAGUGUGAACAACAGAACAGGAGGGAGGUUAGUGAACAACAGAACAGGAGGGAGGAGUGUGAACAACAAAACAGGAGGGAGGAGUGUGAACAACAGAACAGGAGGGAGGAGUGUGAACAACAGAACAGGAGGGAGGUUAGUGAACAACAGAACAGGAGGGAGGAGUGUGAACAACAGAACAGGAGGGAGAAGUGUGAACAACAGAACAGGAGGGAGAAGUGUGAACAACAGAACAGGAGGGAGAAGUGUGAACAACAAAACAGGAGGGAGGUUAGUGAACAACAGAACAGGAGGGAGGAGUGUGAACAACAAAAAGGAGGGAGGAGUGUGA